Cydia fagiglandana is the source of this 910-nucleotide messenger RNA. RefSeq names its product putative peptidyl-tRNA hydrolase PTRHD1. The coding region runs from base 195 to 572 and encodes 125 amino acids. The record is from RefSeq and is a predicted model, not a curated record. Gene Ontology annotation, molecular function: peptidyl-tRNA hydrolase activity. The transcript is spliced from 2 exons. Lineage: Eukaryota; Metazoa; Arthropoda; Insecta; Lepidoptera; Tortricidae.
AUGUUAAUGGGUGCCGACUGUAUUGUGUUAAAUAAACAAUUGUAUCGUACAAACAGCUUAUGAUUACGGCGGCGUUAUUAAGAAAUUUAUAAAAUAAAGUUUAUACAUAUAUAUAAUUGACCGUACAGGAAGUUGAUAAGUAUUCUUCAAUUUAAACGUUUACGUUACAGGUGAAGUCCGAAAGAGUUUACACAAUGUCUAAUACAAUAGUUCAAUAUGUUUUGUUGCGUAGUGAUUUGUUGAAAGAAUUGGGUUGGUCUAUUGGAUCAUUGGUAGCACAAGCAUGCCAUGCAGCUACGGCAGUGUUACACCUUUACAAAGACGACGAGCAGACAGUAUGUUAUUUGAACGAUUUAGACAAUAUGCACAAGGUAGUUUUAGAGGUUCCAAAUGAAGAAACACUGAAGAAAUUGGCUGAGAAACUGAAAGAAAAUGACAUAGCUCAUAAGUUAUGGAUUGAACAACCAGAAAAUAUAGCCACAUGUCUCGCCUUGAAACCGUACCCAAAAGAUGAGGUGAAAAAAUUUGUAGGAAAAUUUAAAUUAUACAAAGCAACACUGGAGACUUCAUAAUAGUAGGUAUAGUUAUAUUUUUAUAAAAUACCAAAAUAAAUAAUCAGGAAAGUAAUCAAAAUUAUCUACUUAUUAUUUUUAUUGUUCCAACAUUUUUAUUUUUUGGUACUCGUCAAAUAACUAAAACUCGAAUUGUCAGACUUGUAAGUUCAUGGAUGCAUAAAUGAAAACUUACAUAUCUGAUUCUAUACAUUUAUAAAUUAUGUAUUAAAAAAAAUCUUUAUACAAUUGUAAUAUAUUAAGAAUAAAUAACAUAAUACUUUUUAUUUUCUCUUACUUCCUUGGUAUUUUCUUAAAUUAAAUGUAUUGUUGGUAUCAAUAUUAAACAUUUAACACAA